CGUGGUCAAUGAAUAUUAAUUAGCUAAACAGGCGUGGUUUCUUUAUGGGCGUGGUUAUAAAAUUAACCCUUUCUUGUCUCAUGGCAAUGGAGUCAGUUGAUGCUCUUGAUGAGGAAGACUGGUGGCUGGAACCAGAGGAGAGAGAGGCCAGAAGGAGAGGAGGGAAAAGAAAAAAUGAAGAGGGUGUGACUAGUAAGAAAAAAAGAAGAAAAAUCAGUGAAAUGAUAAAGUUAUUAAAACCUGAGAGCAUUAAUGACCUCCAUACUACUAACAGACAAUUAAAUGAAUUAUCUACUAAAUUACAAUCUCAACUAAAGACACUGAAUGAGAAACCGCUCUCAUUAAAGAAAAAAUAUUUUGUUUCUUACAAAAUUGAGGAAGAGGAGGAGAAGAGAGAGGGAAAGGAAAGAGUAUCACUUGAAUUAGGUCCUUACUUAAGUAAUGUAUGUCCAAUGUUAAUUAGCUGGUGUAAAGAAGGUGUGGUGAGUAAUGGUUCGCCAUAUGUUAUUGUACUGACUAGCUCAGCAGAGAGAGCAUCUCAUUUAAAAAGACAACUAGUAUCAUCACAUAAAGACAUCAGUGUCAUCAAACUGUGUGCUAAACAUUCAAAAAUUGAAGAUCAGGCUGCGUAUUUAUCCAGUCAUGUGACACACAUUGCCGUAGGUACACCAAACAGGUUUCAUAGACUUGUCAUGGACGAUAAACUAAGUAUGGACAAUGCUAGGCUCUUGAUCGUGGACUGGUACUGGAGGGAUAAGAAACUAAAGCAGUUUUAUGAUAUCCCAGAGGUAUGGAAUGACUUUUCAAUCUUUUACAUGAAGACUCUGAAUGAACUUGUUAACAAAAAGCAAUGUAUGAUAGGACUAUUAUAAUUAUUAUUAAUUAUUACAUGUACAUGUAUAAUAACAAUGAGCAUUAACCAUCCAUACAUUUUUGUAUAAAUAUUCAUUCAUAAAAUAAUCCAUUGAUA
Molecule: messenger RNA, 970 nt
Organism: Amphimedon queenslandica
Lineage: Eukaryota; Metazoa; Porifera; Demospongiae; Haplosclerida; Niphatidae
Product: protein CMSS1-like
Exons: 7
Coding region: 45-872 (275 amino acids)
Cellular component (GO): 90S preribosome; nucleus
Source: RefSeq, a predicted model, not a curated record